Messenger RNA from Adineta ricciae, 1863 nucleotides. NCBI's taxonomy places the organism in Eukaryota, Metazoa, Rotifera, Eurotatoria, Adinetida, Adinetidae. The record is from the annotation of a GenBank genome assembly.
AUGUCUUUCAGUUCAGCAGUAGUAGACGCGCUUAUUAGUUACACUAAUUUUUCGUUUUUCUCUAUUGAUUUCAUUCUCAUCCAGCUCAAGCUGUCUACCAGUAAUCCAUCGACUCACGGCAAUGAAUCGGACAUCGUUUCAUCAACAAUUGCUACAAAACUACAUUCAUCUACAGAUUGGAUCAUUAUAGUCAUUGUUGUGAUGAUGGUAAUUAUAUUUGUCUCUGUUGCUGGUUUUCUAGUCUAUCGAUAUCACGCUAAUCAACGUCGGUACCUACGAACAUUAACUCGAUCGAUCUAUGACACAUUACAACCGUCAUCUGAUACAACUGCGGGCUCCUUUCUACAGACAGCGCCGACAAAUGACAAAGGAUUUGAUCGAACAUCAACAUCAGAAUUUGUUUUUAAUGAAUAUAAUAAUAAAGAAAGAAAUAUUUAUGCGCGCGUGCAUAUAAGAAAAAUGAAGAAAUAUCAGCAGGCGAAGAAGAAUAGUAUUCGAACAACAAUUAAACAUGAAAAGCAAAUCUAUUCAAAUACGGAGCGCGUCAUGAAUCAUAUACCAUAUCCACCUGCUCAUCUAUUGACUGUAAAGGAAAUCUUUGGAACAAGUGAUAAACCGAAUUUGUCGUUACUUUUGCAACAUCUGGAAGCAGAAGGUCGCUUACAAUUAGAUGCAGCUUUGACCAUCAUGAUCCGAGGUCGGGAGCUAACGGCACGAGAACCGAAUAUGCUCGAAAUUAGCACACCGGUGACGAUUGUCGGCGAUAUCCAUGGUCAAUUUUUUGAUAUGUUGAAAAUGUUUGAGAAAGGCGGUGAUGUUGCAUCGAAUCGAUAUUUAUUUCUGGGUGAUUAUGUUGAUCGUGGCCAAUUUUCCGUUGAAGUCGUGCUCUAUCUUUGGGCAGUUAAAAUUGCUCAUCCUGAUACAUUCUUUCUCCUUCGUGGCAACCACGAAUGUCGUAACUUAACUGUUUAUUUCACUUUCAAAGAUGAGUGUCUGCUCAAGCUAGGCGAUGUCUUUUACGAAGAAUGUAUGAAAUCAUUCGAUUGUCUGCCAAUCGCAGCUUUAGUUCAAAGUCAAUUAUUUUGUAUACAUGGAUGUCUAUCGCCAGAAAUACGACAGAUUCGAGAAAUAACAGAUCUCGAUCGAGCAAUGGAACCACCGACGAAAGGACCUUUAUGUGACAUUCUCUGGGCUGAUCCGACCGAUAGUUAUGAUAAUGAAAAACUCGAUCAAAGAUAUGAAAUGUUUACCCAUAAUGGACCGCGUGGUUGUUCCUAUAAUGUGUCUUACAAAGCAAUAUGUAAAUUUCUUGAUGAUAAUGAUCUUCUCUGUGUCAUUCGUGCUCAUCAAGUUCAAUCCGCUGGUUGUAAAAUGUAUAAAAAACAUGAGAAGACUUUAUUUCCCACGUUGGUGACAAUCUUUUCAGCACCGAACUAUUGUGAAGUCUAUAAAAAUCGUGGUGCGAUAUUACGAUACGAUGGUUCAGUAAUGCAUGUUUUUCAAUACAAAUGGGUGAAACAUCCUUAUGUUCUACCGAAUUUUCUCGAUGCAUUUCGAUGGAGCAUACCAUUCGUACUGGAAAAAGUUACUGAUAUGCUGUUAGCAGUACUGAAAUAUUGUUCCGAUGAAAAUGAUAGUCGCCUGUCAAGACGAACUCAGAUUAUCGAAAAAAUUGUUCAUUAUUAUGCGUCAUUAUCGGAUGAAGCUGAGCAAUCAUUGGUAUUGGGAAAUGUUUUACCACCAACUAGUGUUCGUUCUACAGAUUCUCGUCUUGUUAAUAAAGGCCAAAUCGAUUUUCAUACAGCGCAAAAAAUAGAUCAUGCUAAUGAACAUAUACCAUACAAUCAGUAUCGUCGGAAGUAA